AUGUCGACAAAUGACGGCACUCGCCCGGACGAGUCUCGAACUACGGAUCCGACAAAAGUGAUCAGCAUUCGCGGCGCCAGAGAGCACAAUCUCAAGGGGGUGGAUCUUGAUUUGCCGCGCGACCGCCUGAUCGUCAUGACCGGUCUGUCCGGAUCGGGCAAGUCGUCUCUCGCCUUUGACACAAUCUACGCCGAAGGGCAACGACGGUACGUGGAGAGCCUGUCGGCCUACGCAAGGCAGUUUCUGGAAAUGAUGCAGAAGCCGGAUGUCGACCAGAUCGACGGACUUUCGCCGGCAAUUUCCAUCGAACAGAAGACGACGUCGCGCAACCCCCGCUCGACCGUGGGGACCGUCACCGAAAUCUAUGACUACAUGAGGCUUCUCUUUGCCCGUGUCGGCAUCCCCUAUUCGCCGGCCACCGGCCUGCCGAUCGAAAGCCAGACGGUGAGUCAGAUGGUCGACCGGGUCAUGGAACUGGAGGAAGGCGCCCGCCUCUAUCUGCUGGCACCCAUGGUACGGGGACGCAAGGGAGAAUAUCGCAAAGAACUUGCCGAACUCAUGAAAAAGGGGUUUCAGCGGGUCAAGAUCGACGGAACGUUCCAUGAAAUUGCGGAAGCUCCUGCCCUCGACAAGAAGUACAAACACGAUAUCGAUGUUGUCGUGGACCGCCUUGUCGUACGCGAUGAUAUCUCAGGCCGGCUGGCAGACUCUCUUGAAACAGCCCUGAAACUUGCCGACGGUAUCGCGAUCGCCGAAUUUGCAGACAAGACGGAUGAAAAGGGCAAUCCGGAACGUCUGAUCUUUUCCGAAAAAUUCGCAUGUCCGGUAUCCGGCUUUACGAUAUCCGAAAUCGAACCGAGGCUGUUUUCGUUCAACAAUCCGUUCGGUGCCUGUCCGACGUGCGACGGCCUGGGAACGACACUUGCCUUCGAAGAAGACCUUGUCGUCCCGGAUCACUCGCUGUCAUUGCGUGAAGGUGCGGUUCUGCCCUGGGCCAAGACGGGGUCCACCUCCCCAUAUUAUGCACAGACCCUGGAAGCGCUUUGCAGCCAUUUCAAGGUCACGAUGUCGACGCCCUGGAAAGACCUGCCCGGAGAGGUUCAGGAUGCGAUCCUGCACGGAACCGGCAAGACACUUGUUGAAUUUGUCUAUGACGACGGCGUGCGCAGUUACCGCACUGAAAAGACCUUUGAGGGCGUGAUCGGCAACAUCGAACGUCGCUGGCGGGAAACGGAAUCUUCCUGGGUCCGCGAAGAACUGGCCAGGUACCAGUCGGACCAUGCCUGCCCGGCCUGUCGCGGUUUCCGUCUGAAACCGGAGGCCCUGGCCGUCAAGAUCGCGGGAAAGCAUAUCGGUGAAGUGACCGAACACUCGAUCCGGCAUGCCAGGGACUGGUUCGAUACGUUGCCCGACCAACUGAAUGAAAAACAGUCGGAAAUUGCCGGACGGAUCCUCAAGGAAAUCCGUGAGCGUUUGAAAUUCCUAAACGAUGUCGGCCUUGAGUAUCUGACACUGUCCCGUUCUUCCGGGACGCUUUCAGGAGGAGAAAGCCAGCGCAUCCGCCUUGCGUCGCAGAUUGGGUCCGGUCUGACGGGUGUCCUUUAUGUCCUCGAUGAACCUUCCAUCGGCCUGCAUCAGCGUGACAAUGCCCGGCUUCUGGAAACACUUAAACAUCUACGGGACCUCGGUAAUACGGUCAUCGUGGUCGAACAUGACGAAGAUGCUGUUCUGACUGCAGACUAUGUCGUCGAUGUCGGUCCGGGUGCCGGCGUGCACGGCGGUGAAGUGGUUGCGAAGGGCAGUCCUGCGGAAAUCAUGGCCAACACAAGGUCGUUGACCGGGGAAUACCUUUCCGGAGCGAGAAUGAUUUCGCGCCCGGACGGCAGACGCAAGAUCAACAAGAAACGGAAACUCUCUGUCCGCGGCGCACGAGGCAACAACCUCAAGGAUAUCGAUGUCGAUGUGCCUCUCGGCACAUUCACCUGCGUCACCGGUGUCUCAGGUGGUGGCAAGUCGACAUUCCUGAUCGACACGCUCUACAAGGCUGCCGCCCGCCGUCUGAAUGGCGCCAGAGACAAUCCUGCCCCGCAUGAUCGUAUUGAGGGGUUGGAAGUCCUGGAUAAGGUAAUCGAUAUCGAUCAGUCGCCCAUCGGGCGCACACCGCGCUCCAAUCCGGCAACCUAUACCGGUGCCUUUACACCGAUCAGAGAGUGGUUUGCCGGCAUGCCGGAGGCCAAGGCUCGAGGCUAUCAGCCUGGGCGUUUUUCCUUCAACGUCAAGGGUGGACGUUGCGAAGCCUGCCAGGGUGACGGUGUCAUCAAGAUCGAAAUGCACUUCCUGCCGGACGUUUAUGUGACCUGCGACGUGUGCAAGGGCAAACGCUAUAACCGGGAGACCCUGGAAGUCGAAUUCAAGGGAAAAUCCAUUGCGGGCGUUCUCGACAUGACCGUUGAGGAAGCCGCAGAAUUCUUCGCAGCGGUUCCUGCUGUUCGUGACAAGAUGAAAACGCUCGCGCGUGUCGGGCUCGGCUAUAUCAAGGUCGGUCAGCAGGCGACGACACUCUCCGGUGGCGAAGCUCAGCGUGUGAAGCUUGCCAAGGAACUGUCCAAACGGUCGACCGGGCGCACGCUAUACAUACUCGACGAACCGACGACGGGUCUUCAUUUUCAUGAUGUCGCCAAACUUCUCGACGUUCUUCACGAACUUGUCGAUCAGGGGAAUUCGGUGCUGGUCAUCGAGCACAAUCUCGAAGUCAUCAAGACCGCAGACUGGAUAAUCGAUCUUGGUCCGGAAGGCGGUGAUGGUGGCGGUGCCGUGGUCGCGACGGGUCGUCCGGAGGACGUGGCAGAGGUUCAGGCAAGUUACACAGGACAGUUCUUGAGCGAACUUUUGCAGCGCAGGCCGCAAAGAGCAUCCGAUGCUGCGGAAUAG
This is a messenger RNA of Effrenium voratum, 2931 nucleotides long. The record is from the annotation of a GenBank genome assembly. Lineage: Eukaryota; Dinophyceae; Suessiales; Symbiodiniaceae.